Closterium sp. NIES-67 is the source of this 2066-nucleotide messenger RNA. Lineage: Eukaryota; Viridiplantae; Streptophyta; Zygnematophyceae; Desmidiales; Closteriaceae. The record is from the annotation of a GenBank genome assembly.
AUGGUAGUACCCAUCCAGCGAAUACUUACCGGUCUGUGGAUGUCGAAUUCCCUCACCAGCAGACAGUGAAGCAGCACGCUGGGAGAAGCCGCCAUCGCACCUCAACCGCACAAGCCCUACAGAACGGAUGCCCGUGCCGCAUCCGCUCCCGCGCCUCCACUAUUUCCCCGAAUUCGCCCCUCAGAUCCGCCAUUGCUGCGUGCCCCUCCUCAUCAGCCCCAGCGCUCCGCCCCCUCACCCUCGUCGCGCCGUGCGUCGUUGCGGUGACCGCAUCGUCGCGUCAUGGAUCCGCCUCAGCCGCUCCACCCUCGCUUCCGUCUCUCCCGCGCCCUCUCUCCUCUCAUGUCGCUCUUCAUACUGACACGUCAGCGUGCUGAGCUGGCAGCAUUCUUCCACGUGGGCGUGAACACGUUCACGGAUCGCGAGUGGGGCACGGGCGGCGAGAGCCCCUCGCUCUUCAACCCCGCGGCGCUCAACGCCACGCAGUGGGUGGCGACGGUGAAGGACGCAGGCUUUAAGCUGGUGGUGCUGACAGCCAAGCACCACGACGGUUUCUGCCUGUGGCCCUCCGCCCUCACCAGCCACUCCGUGCGCUCCGCGCCCUGGAAGGCCGGCCGGGGAGACGUUGUGGCUGACGUGGCAGCAGCGGCCCGGGCGGCGGGGGUGGGGAUGGGGCUGUACCUGUCGCCGUGGGACCGGCACGAGGCAGCGUACGAGGCGGGCGCGGAGGCGUACAACGCGUUCUAUGAGGGGCAGCUGCGGGAGCUGCUCACCAGCUAUGGCCCCAUCGCAGAAGUCUGGCUGGAUGGCGCCAAGGGCGACGACCGCCCCAUGGCGUACCACACGGUCACGUGGCAGGCGCUCAUUCGCCAGCUGCAGCCGGCGCCGCUGUGUUCUCAGCGCAGGGCCCCGACCUGCGGUGGACCGGCAACGAGCGUGGCGAGGCGGGCAGCACGUGCUGGGGCACGGUGAACGGCAGUGAGCUGACGCUGGAGGGGUGGGACACAGACUACCUCAACCACGGUGACGUGGCAGGUGUGGAUUGGAUCCCGCCCGAGUGCGACGUGUCCAUCCGCCCCGGGUGGUUCUGGCACCCCUUGGAGCGCCCCAAGCCGCUCGCCCACCUGCUGGACCUCUACUUGGCGUCAGUGGGGCGCGGGUGCUGCCUGCUGCUCAACAUCCCCCCCAACACCACGGGGCUGCUGCACGCAGAGGACGUGCAGCGAGUGGGCGAGUUUGGGCGUGCGGUGCGGGGGCUGUUCCAGGAGGAGCGGAGGAUGGGGUGCUCUCAGCGGUUCUGGAGUUUGACCUCGGGCAGGUGAAAAGUUUCCAUGUGGCUCGCCUUGAAGAGCCGGUCGCAUACGGGCAGAGAAUAAAAGCAUUUUCCGUAGAGUUUUUGGAUGAUGGUACUGAUGUGGAUGCUGAUGCAGCUGUAAGUGUGCCUGCGUUUGAGUCACAACUUUCUAUUGGCAGCAGCAGCGCUGCUACUGCAAGCACAGUGCGCCACAUGGCUCUGCAUGUGGUGCAACUGGUGGGGCGACCUGUGGGGCAGUGGUGGGGGCAGGGAUGGGGCCAGAGGUGGGUCCUUGACUUCAUGCUUCGCCUAACGAACCAGAGAGCGGAAGCGUCUCACAAUCCCCGUGCCCCUGCGAGUGUGAGGCGGACUAUGCAGGAUGUGGGGGGAGUGUGGAGGGUGGUAGUGAACGGGACAACGGUGGGAAGGAAGAGGCUGGCUCGGUUUGAAGCCGUGAGAGCAAGGCGUGUGAGGGUAGUGAUUCACGACGCCAGGGCUGCUCCGCUGCUCUCUUUCUUUGCGAUCUAUAGGAGCGGUGAUGGGAGUCCUGAAUAAUAUGUUGUUCACGGGUAAAGUCUGUCGUAACGAGAGAAUUUAGGCUAGGUAGGAAUAGGUGAAGCCAUGAAUAUGGCGUGAGAUCUAGAUCUAGGAGGUAGGCGAGAAUGUUGAGAGAAAAGAGAACUAGGAAAGAAGAGAGAGGGAUACAAGGAGGGGUGUUGUACCUUCUACAGUAAUGUUCAGUAACAUCUACCAAGCCUACAUUUAUAUAAUA